AUGGUAGCGUUGGUGAAAGGUUGUCUGAGGAAUUUAUUGGGUAAUGCUAAAUUGAAUAGGGAAGAACUGUUGACGACAUUAGUUGAGAUAGAAGGUACGUUAAACUCCAGAUCAUUGACGUAUGUGUACGAUGAUGAAGUUAUUGUGGAUGUACUGACUCCUUCCCAUCUCAUAUUUGGAAGACGAUUAGCAUCUAUUCCUGACAAGGAAGUUCAAAAUGUUAUUAGGGAUGAAGAUGAAGGAGAGAUAAAACGUAGGUUUAGAUAUUUAGCGAGAUUGAGGACGUAUUUUUGGUCAAGGUGGAGGAAGGAGUACUUAACAAAUUUAAGAGAGUACCAUAAGGUCGGAAAAGGGAAGGGUAGUUCUUGUCCAAAAAGAGGUGAUGUCGUUCUUGUUUUUGACGAAGGUUUAAAAAGAAGGUUUCGGAAAACAGCGAGAAUUGAGAGAUUAGUCGUAGGAAAGGAUGAUAUAGUCAGAGGAGCAGAAGUCAGAGUUGUCAGUAAAUGA
Messenger RNA from Xenia sp. Carnegie-2017, 507 nucleotides. RefSeq lists its product as uncharacterized. The transcript has a single exon. The record is from RefSeq and is a predicted model, not a curated record. Lineage: Eukaryota; Metazoa; Cnidaria; Anthozoa; Malacalcyonacea; Xeniidae. Bases 1 to 507 code for a protein of 168 amino acids.